UCGCAAACGCUCACCGAAACGCUCACCGAAACGCCAGUAAAUCUUGGAAUGGUCAAAUUGGGGUGGAGAAGGGGUAUUCGGACGGUUAGAAAGUCAUCGGUCAAGAAGGUCUGAAGUAGUCGGUGAAGAAAGUCAGAAGGAGUUCGACUUUCUGUGCCAGUGCUCUGGGUUCUUUCGCUGUCGGCCCUCCCAGAAGUCCCAGCCCACCCGAGUGUACAACGAACGUGUACUUGCUUGACCCUUUCGGGUCCUUGGGCAACGGUCGAUGUAGCUUCUCCCCUCCAUAUUCGCGCUCGCGCUUCGUGCACAGUCCGCAUUUGCGCCCACCGUGCACCCUCCUACUCUAGCCCUACCUGCAUGCAUGGUCACGGUGAAGCCCGAGAGUGUCGUUAUCUCCACCGGCCCUCACAUUUUCUUCGGUCAGGAGCAUCUGGUCCAGAUCGCGUGAAAGUCUUGACAAGAUCGUCGUUGUCCCCUCGAUCGGUGGUUUCCUCAUAGCCAUGCCCACUGCCUUGUUUGUCACCCAGACCAAUACGUUGACCACCAUAAAGCUCGCCAUCUACCGCAGCACUAUCAAGACCUACGGCCCCUUCUCCGUCGAUGACGUCCUCCUGCUCGCUACCGACACUUACUCAUCUUCACCCUCGUCGCUCUCACUCACGUGGCUCCUCUCCAACCCCCGCCCUCACCUCCUGAACUUCCUGAAAGGAUAUCAGCCUGUCCGGCUCGCGAUCAGCAACGGCGACGACGCUAAGCGCCCGUCGAGGCGUACCAACACUCUCGCCGGCACCCUCCCUCGUCUCCUCGACUUGAAGGCCUUCAACUACGUCGAUAAGUGCACCGAGAUCACUUACUGCAAGUAUUCGUCCGGCAAGCUUAGGCGGGCCACCAAGAGUAUGACCGGUGUCAUCAACGAGCUUUGUUCUCGUAAUAAGACCGAGGGGCAGGAGGACCAGCUCGUGCACGCCGUCGAGGAGUUCUCUAUCAGUGGUUUCUGUACUUUUACCGUCGCCUGCGAGGAUGUCAACGGUGAAGAUUAG
Molecule: messenger RNA, 1040 nt
Organism: Stereum hirsutum FP-91666 SS1
Lineage: Eukaryota; Fungi; Basidiomycota; Agaricomycetes; Russulales; Stereaceae
Exons: 6
Coding region: 501-1040 (179 amino acids)
Source: RefSeq, a predicted model, not a curated record